Messenger RNA from Colletotrichum godetiae, 498 nucleotides. RefSeq lists its product as uncharacterized. The transcript has a single exon. Bases 1 to 498 code for a protein of 165 amino acids. The record is from RefSeq and is a predicted model, not a curated record. NCBI's taxonomy places the organism in Eukaryota, Fungi, Ascomycota, Sordariomycetes, Glomerellales, Glomerellaceae.
AUGCUUGAUUGGCUGGCUCUGCCGAUCUCAACACUUGGCUUCCGAGGCGGCUGGCACAGGCCACCAAUCGAGUCUCCCGUUCAAGGCGGCUUCUGGCUCAAGAGUUCAUUCGGGCGUCUCAAGGCGUUCGCGAGUGCAAGCCAGGCACACCAAGCCGAUCGCAAUGCAUGCUCCUUUUCCCAGUAUUGUCUCGCCGUACUCAACAUGGAUCUCGUGGCGAUUCGAACUCCGCGGUACGGAGUACUGUGGGAUCCCAUUGCGCGCCUUGAGCAGCUCCCGGGCUUUCGCGGCUGUGGCUCGAAUGCGCUCAUGGUCCAUGGAAAUGGAUUGAAAUUGCUGGACCCACCAGCUAUCAGGAUCCAGGAACAACGACCGCCGAGGCGCUACGGGAAAAAGCGACGCUGGAGAGGGGGUUUCCUGGUACUCGCUUCUGGUUCGCGCCCACAACAGCAGUCUGGGAUAGCUGCACUGCCGCCAGAGUGUAUCCUCAGGCCGUAG